AUGCCUCACAAGCAGAAGAAGAAUCCUAGCAAUGCCCAUAAAAACGGCUCUCCCCGAGCGGAGAGGAAGCAGUCGACGUCGAAUACCGCUCCGCUUGCUCAGCCUGGAUUAGCGACGACGAAUUACCGGGAGAUUCAUCAGAAUGAGGUCGAGGCGUUACGCUCAAUCUAUGGUGAUGAUGACUUCGAAGAAAUCAAGCACAGGCCUUCCGCCUGGCAGCAAUCGUCCGAUGUGGCCUUUAAGCUUCAUCUACGUGCUUCGUCAAAUCCCGAGGUCCGUGUUGAUUUGCUAGUUGAGCUGCCGACGACAUAUCCCAAAACAUAUCCGAAUCUUUCACUGGGUAAUUCAGAAAACAUUCGCCACAGGGCUCGGUUAAAAAUUCAAGAUAUUAUUCGGAACAAACCGAAAGAGCUGCUCGGCUCUGAGAUGAUCUAUGAACUCGCCGUGUCAAUCCAGGAUGUUCUCGAGGACGUUGCCCAGGCGCAGGCCCAGGAUAAGGAUCUACCGAGUUUAGAAGAGGAACGCAUGGAGCAAGAAGCUGCUGCCAAUCAGCGUGCGGAGUUGGAACGGCAAGAAGAGCUUCGAAAACAGGAAGCGGCCACAGCAGAAGAAGAGCGAGCUCUGCAGCAGCUGCUGGAGGAUAAACUCAGAGAACGGACGAAGGCUCGUCUUUCCAGGCGAAAGAGUAGGACUUCUGGUAUAGGUCUGUCCGGCUCCGUCGACGCGGUUGACCACUUUCCUGGCGCCAUUACUUUUGAUCCGCCAUUGAUAAUAAACGACACGGACGAACAACCGCUAGGAUUUAGGGCUGUAUAUGGGAAGACGCUCCUACAGAGCAGUCCAGGAAAGCAGACAUUCACAGUCAGACCGGUGGUGUCAGAGAGCCGCUCACAUGCACCUCUUAUCGUCCUGAAGGAGCUUUCUCUCGAUGGGAAAGGGACGGCGUCGCUUGUUUUUCGAGAGCGAAUGCGUGCUAGUGAGGACAAACUAGAGGCUCUGAAAAAACUUCGGCAUCCCAAUCUUGUGGAUUUUAUUGGUUUCAAGAUAUAUAGACCCUUAGACUCCUUUGAGGCCCAAGACAGCACCUGGAGAGUUUAUCUUCUUCUUGAAUAUGCGAACAAAGGGUCCCUAUCCGAGUUCCUGGACAUCGUGGGGAGUGUGUCGGUGGAAAUUAUCCGUAGUUGGAUGAUCCAACUGCUCGAAGCUCUUGAGUUUUAUCAUCGCAACGGAUUUGUGCAUGGGAACAUCCACUGCGGACGCAUACUGCUUUUCAGGAACCCGCACGGUGGUACCAUUGUAAAGCUGCAGGGAAGCAUUGAAGAUACGCUCCCGGAUACCGACGGCAGCAAAAGAUCCCUAACAAUCUCGAAGUCCCCUUUCUGGAUGCCUCCUGAACUCACACAAGAAAGUACGCCUCCGACGAUGAAAACUGAUGUAUGGGACAUGGGUAUAGUUUUCCUGCAGAUGGCGUUUGGUAAGGAUGUGUUGCAGCGGUACACAUCAGCGAACGCACUCAUGGGAACAUUGGGUUUAUCAGCACCUUUGCAAGAUUUGCUGCAUGAAUUUUUCAGACCAGAUCCGAAGAAGCGACCGACCGCUUUCCAGCUCCAACCCUUCGAGUUUUUCCGGGUCGACACACCCUUAAUUGCUCGCACGAGUACUUCGAACUCGGUGUCACUGCCCAGACGCCCACGCCUUGACUCAAUCGGGGGGCUUCCCGCUUUCUCGCGAUACAACCAAGACUUUGAUGAAGCCGGGCGCCUGGGCAAAGGUGGCUUUGGACAGGUAGUAAAAGCUAGGAAUAAGCUCGAUGGUCGGUUUUACGCUAUCAAAAAGAUUUCUCAGAGAUCAGCCUCUGCGCUCAAAGAUACUCUUUCGGAGAUUAUGCUGCUCUCGCGACUCAACCAUCCAUACGUCGUUCGCUAUUUCACUGCGUGGCUGGAGGAAGAGUAUGAUCAUAUUGAGGAAGAAGCCAUCUCAUCGACCGAAGGAGACCCCUUCGCUAGUCGGGAUGCAAAUGGAUUUGGUUACAGCACUGGAGGGCUUGACUUUAUCAGCUCCAGCGGUUACCCCAAGAUCGAGUUUGCUUCUGACAGUGAGGAUGAACAUGACGCAAGCGUAUCUCAUCGAGGAGGAACAGAGUCUUAUGAUGCUUAUGGCGAGGAGAGUGUCCCGGGGACCGAGCUAAGUCGAGUGAGAUCCGGUUCACAGGGCCGAGCCCAUCUUACAACGCUUUAUAUACAGAUGGAGUAUUGCGAGAAACACACUCUUCGCGACUUGAUAAGGAACGGCUUGUGCGACGAUAUCGAUCGUUCAUGGCGACUGUUCCGUCAAAUUCUUGACGGGCUAAGUCAUAUUCACAGCCAUGGCAUUAUACACCGUGAUCUGAAACCUGACAAUAUAUUCAUUGAUGUGGCGAGCAACCCAAGAAUUGGAGAUUUCGGCCUGGCUACCAGUGGACAGUUUACCACAGCUGUGCGUUCGUCGACUACCGCAGAUUUUGAAGGCAAUCUCACGCGAAGUCUCGGGACUACUUACUACGUCGCUCCGGAAAUGAAGUCUGGCUUCGCAGGUCACUAUAACGAGAAAGUCGAUAUGUACUCCUUGGGUAUAAUAUUCUUCGAGAUGUGCCACCCGUUGCCCACGGGUAUGGAACGCGAUCAAACUCUACGGGCGAUUCGAGAAGAACAUCAUAUUCUUCCACCGACUUUUCAGUACUCGGAAAAGGCAGUGCAGGGAAGCAUUAUCAAAUCGCUAUUGAGUCAUAAUCCAGAGGAACGACCUUCUGCCUCGGAACUUCUCCAGAGCGGCAAGAUUCCUCUCCAGGUUGAAGAAGAGACGUUUAGACGAGCGAUCGUGCAUCUCCUCUCUGACCCAAAUGCCCCCGACUACAAGAAGAUUCUUUCGGCCAUCUUCUCACAAUCGCCCAAAAAAUAUGAAGAUAUUGCCUGGGAUAUGGACUCGCGCGCUGCUCCAGCGGCCAAUGAAUUACUCGUUCAGGGUUUAGUCAAAGAGCGACUAACCGCUAUAUUCCGCAGACAUGGGGCGGUUGAGACUACUAGGCAAAUGCUGUUUCCUAGGUCCCAACACUACAGAAGCGGUGCCGUUCGACUGCUCGAUGCAUCGGGUAAUCUGCUUCAGCUACCAUUCGACCUCACCUUACCGAACGCACGCUCUAUCUCUAGGCAGGAUCCCUCCCUGGAGAAAACAUUCGCUUUCGGCACAGUCUAUCGAGAGAUGCCCCAUGGCAGUGAGCCCAGAACUCACAAAGAAGUUGACUUUGAUAUCGUAUCGCACAAUACUCUUGAUCUGGCGUUGAAAGAAGCGGAAGUUAUCAAGGUACUCGACGAGAUCAUUGAAGAGUUCCCGCCGCUCAGGUCGUCCCCGAUGAGUUUUCUCGUAAAUCACUCCGACCUUCUGCAGCUCAUCAUGGAAUUCUGCCGCAUCACUCCUUCUCAGAUUCCGUUGGUCAAGGAAGUAAUCAGCAAGUUAAAUUUUGGCAAAUGGACGAUGCAGAAGAUCAGAAGUGAACUCCGAUCGCCAGCCAUUGGAGUCGCCUCUACCUCGUUGGACGACUUGGCGAGGUUUGAUUUUAGAGACACCCCUAAGCAAGCUCAAAAACGGCUCAGGUCCAUCAUGGAAGGUACGGAGUUCGCCGAGCGACUAUCACCUAUUUUCGCUCGCAUAAACGUACUCGUGACGUACAUGCAAGGCUUCGACGUCAAACGGAAGGUCUACGUCAAUCCUCUUGGCAGUCUGAACGACAAGUUUUUCAGAGCCGGCGGUCGGUAUGACCGGUUGGUGCAAGAGUUCUGUCCAAAGGUUCUAAGGAGCCGCUCUCAAACACAUGCAGUUGGCUUUAAUUUGAGCUGGGACAGACUCAGCUCGGCUAUGCUCGAGUAUCUCAAAGGUACGACGAAAGCACCUGUCAAGCAUGCUGAAUCGGACGCUGGGGCUUUUUGGAAGACCAGGAGGUGUGACGUGCUCGUUGCAAGCUUCGAUGCGACCGUGCUGCGCACAAUGGGUGUCAAGCUUGUGCAGGAUUUGUGGGCGAGUGAUAUCAGCGCUGAAUUGGCAGUCGACGCUUCAUCACUGGAAGAACUCCUCUCUGAGUACAAAGAUCACAAUCAUAGUUGGAUUGUCAUUGCCAAACAAGAUAGUAAAGAGCGAGGCUUCAAAGUGAAGUGUCUCGUUCCCAAGGAAGAACUCGACAUCAGGAGCUCCGAGCUUAUCCCUUGGCUUCGAAACGAGAUACGUGCCCGCAAUCAACGCGAGGGUGCGCCCGACCUACGGCAGUCCCGAUUGCCGAGUCAGUCAGACGCCAUUGCUGGAGCUAAUGAAAGAGCGAACGAUGUACGCAUCUUGGUGUCUCAGCACCGGAGCAAGAAGACAAACCGAAGAAAUAUUGUCGAGUCUGCUCUCCUUCGUUCCCGGGAGGUUGUCGAGAAGGCAAUCAACGGGCCUAUUGCCGCUAUUGACACUCGAGACGACCUGCUCGAAGCGAUCAGGGAUACGCGCCUGUCGGAUCCUGAAAGCUGGCGCUCAGUCAUUCAAAGUGCCCCGUUGACUGAGCGAAAGUACCUCAGUCAGGUCCACGAACUACUACUUGACCUUGCCAACGAGAGCCUCACGAAAGAUGGCCCUGACAGUGUCAGCAAUGCCUUCAUUUACAACUACCGUACAGGGUCGUGUCUGUAUUAUGACCUUGGGCGGGGAAGUGAAAAGUAA
Molecule: messenger RNA, 4728 nt
Organism: Aspergillus thermomutatus
Lineage: Eukaryota; Fungi; Ascomycota; Eurotiomycetes; Eurotiales; Aspergillaceae
Gene: cpcC
Product: putative protein kinase (Gcn2)
Exons: 8
Coding region: 1-4728 (1575 amino acids)
Biological process (GO): regulation of translational initiation by eIF2 alpha phosphorylation; DNA damage checkpoint signaling
Molecular function (GO): eukaryotic translation initiation factor 2alpha kinase activity; protein binding; ATP binding
Source: RefSeq, a predicted model, not a curated record